CCCCAAAAGCCUCUAAAUCCCUCUCUCAUCGUCUUCGGCACAGUACCUCCACCAUCAUCUGCUGAUUCAUUCGCUGCCACUAUUGUUUCAGGUUGUAUAACGUGGUGGUGUCCAUGUGUUACCUUUGGCCGAGUUGCAGAAAUAGUAGACAAGGGAUCCUCAUCAUGUGGUGCUAGUGGGGCUCUGUAUACACUGAUUUGUUGUGUCGUUGGUUGUGGGUGGCUAUACUCAUGCUUUUACCGCUCCAAGAUGAGACAGCAGUAUGGUUUAAAGGGGAAUGGUUGUACGGAUUGCCUGCUUCAUUGCUGUUGCGAGUCCUGCACCCUCAGUCAAGAGUAUCGUGAGCUUAAGCAACUUGGAUUUGACAUGAUUAUUGGGUGGCAUGGAAAUGUCGAGCAACGAAGUCGGGAAGUAGCCAUGACUGCUGCAACAGCUCCAUUAGUCGAAAAGGGCAUGAGUUGUUGAAUACAUCCUGAAUCCCUCUCUGCCACUAUUGUUUUCGUUGAUCCAUUCAUUCGCCGAUUCCGUUCCGUUUUCUGAUUCGUGUCGGUGAGUUUCAGGUGCGGGGAAAAGUAAGGGGUUCAAGGACGGUUUGGACGAAGACGGCCACGCGCCGUCGUCUCCAACGGAGGUGAAACACUCGGUAGAGCCUUUAAACACGAGGCGCAGAGGCGAGGAGGACGAUGGAUUGAUCCAUCACGACAGUGAUUCGAAGUCUCCGACCAACUGCCCCGUGAGCGUGUUGUGCGGCCCCGAUUCGGGGACAAAUUUCACCGGUAGCAGUAGCGGCGGUAGCAGUAGUAGCAACAACAACAGUUCCAACAGCGGCGGGUGUUGUUCCGGGAACGUCACUGAGGUUGAGGUGGAGGGAGAUGAGGGGUGUUGUUCCGGGAAGAUGAGGAAGGUGAUGAUUAAAAUAGAAAUUCAUUUUAGGGUUUUUUUUUCUCGACGGAAAAGGCCCAAAAAAUUGGUUUUAGGGAAUUUUUAGGGUAAAUUUUUUAACACAGAUGGGUAAAAAAUGCAAUUCAAGGUGCUUUCAGACGUUGAUGUGGUAGUGGAUAUCACUUCUUAA
Molecule: messenger RNA, 1072 nt
Organism: Glycine soja
Lineage: Eukaryota; Viridiplantae; Streptophyta; Magnoliopsida; Fabales; Fabaceae
Product: protein PLANT CADMIUM RESISTANCE 2-like
Exons: 3
Source: RefSeq, a predicted model, not a curated record